CCCCCCCCCCUUCUCCUCCCUCCUCUCUUUCUCCGCGUCCACGGGUGCCGCAGCCGCAGCAGCAGCAGCAGCAGCCGCCGGCGGGUUAAAUGGUGGCAGCGCGGGGAUGCUGGGGAGCAACCUCAAGAGCCUUCCCGACGUGGAGCUGGGCGACGAGGGCUCGGCGGAGCUCCGAGGCUACCGGCGGGGCCCCGACGGCGGCGCCGUGAUGCCGAAACGGGCGAAAGCGGCGGCCACGACGGCGACGACGACGACGACGGCGGCGGCGGGGCCGCGGGGCGCGGAGCUGCGGGUGUUCAAGGCGAGCAGCGCCGAGGGGCGGCUGCCGGCCGGCUCCAACCUCCGCAAGCAGAAGUCGCUCACCAACCUGGCCUUCCUCACCGACGCCGAGAAGAAGCGGCAGCUCUACGAGCCGCGCUGGAGCGACGACAUGGCCAAGGCGGCGGCCACGGUGGCCACGGGAGGCCGCGGUGGUGGCGGCGGUCCCCGUGCCCGCGAGGCGCCCGCCAUGUCGCGCAGCCUGUCCCGCUCCGAGCACUCGCUGCUGCCGCCUCGCCCCGCCGGCCCCGCCAAGCCGCCGGCCGGCGGUAAGCCCAGCCGCAUCCCCCGGGGGCCCUACGCUGAGGUGAAGCCCCUCAGCAAGGCCCCCGAGGCGGGCGGCGGCGGCGGUGGCGGUGGCAAGUGCGACGACGAGCUGCUGGGCGGGAAGGGGCCCGCGGCGGCGGGCGCCGAGGAGAAGCCGUACCUGAAGGUGGACCCCGAGCUGGUGGUGACGGUGCUGGGAGACCUGGAGCAGCUCCUCUUCAGCCAGAUGUUGGACCCCGAGUCCCAGAGGAAGAGGACGGUGCAGAAUGUGCUGGACCUUCGGCAGAACCUGGAGGAGACCAUGUCCAGCCUGCGGGGCUCCCAGGUGUCCCACAGCUCCCUGGAGAUGACGUGCUACGACAGCGACGAAGCCAACCCCCGCAGCGUGUCCAGCCUCUCGAACCGCUCCUCGCCGCUCUCCUGGCGCUACGGGCAGUCGAGCCCCCGCCUGCAGGCCGGGGACGCGCCGUCGGUGGGGGGCAGCUGCCGCUCCGAGGGCACCCCCAGCUGGUACAUGCACGGCGAGCGGGCGCACUACUCGCACACCAUGCCCAUGCGCAGCCCCAGCAAGCUGAGCCACAUCUCCCGCCUGGAGCUGGUCGAGGCGCUGGACACGGACGACGUGGAGCUGAAGUCGGGCUACAUGAGCGACAGCGACUUGAUGGGGAAGACCCUGACGGAGGACGACGACAUCACCACGGGCUGGGAUGAAAGCAGCUCCAUCAGCAGCGGCCUCAGCGAUGCCUCUGACAACCUCAGCUCGGAGGAGUUCAACGCCAGCUCCUCGCUCAACUCCCUGCCCUCCACCCCCACGGCCUCGCGCAGGAACUCGGCCAUAGCGCUGCGCACGGACUCCGAGAAGCGCUCGCUGGCAGAGAGCGGGCUGAGCUGGUACGGCGAGGCCGAGGACAAGGCGACGAAGAAGCUGGACUACGACAGCAGCAGCCUCAAGAUGGAGCACGGCUCCUCCAAGUGGCGGCGGGAGCCCUCGGAGAGCUGCGAGGAGGGGUCCAAGGGCGGCGAGCUGAAGAAGCCGGUCAGCCUGGGCACCCCGGGCUCCCUCAAGAAGGGCAAGACCCCUCCGGUGGCGGUGACCUCUCCUAUCACCCACACGGCCCAGAGCACCCUCAAAGUGGCAGGCAAACCUGAGACCAAAGCCACCGACAAGAGCAAGCUGUCCGUGAAGAACACAGGCCUGCAGCGCUCCUCCUCCGACGCCGGCCGCGACCGCAUCGGUGAUGCCAAGAAGCCCCCAUCAGGCCUCACACGCCCCUCGGCCUCCGGCUCCUUCGGCUAUAAGAAGCCGGCUCCUGCCACUGGCACCGCCACCGUCAUGCAAGCUGGGGGCUCGGCCACGCUCGGCAAGAUCCAGAAGAGCUCCGGCAUCCCCGUCAAGCCGGUCAGCGGGAGGAAAACAAGCCUGGAUGUCUCCAACGCGGCCGAGCCCGGCUUCCUGGCCCCGGGGGCUCGCUCCAACAUCCAGUACCGCAGCCUGCCCCGGCCGGCCAAGUCCAGCUCCAUGAGCGUGACGGGCGGCCGCGGCACCACCCGGCCCGUCAGCAGCAGCAUCGAUCCCAGCCUGCUCAGCACCAAGCAGGGCAGCAUCUCGGUGUCGCGGCUCAAGGAGCCGUCCAAGAUCGGCACCGGCCGUGGCACGCCGGCCCCCGUGAACCAGACGGACCGGGAGAAGGAGAAGGCCAAGGCCAAGGCGGUAGCGCUGGACUCCGAGUGUGUGACGCUGAAGAGCAUCGGCUCGCCCGAGAGCACCCCGAAAGCCCAGGCCAACCUCCCGCCGGCGGCCAAGGUGGCUGAGCUGCCCCCCACGCCUCUCAGAGCGGCUGCCAAGACGUACGUGAAGCCUCCCUCGCUGGCCAACUUGGACAAGGUCAACUCAAACAGCCUGGACUUGCCCUCCUCCAGCGAGCUGCACCCCCCGCACGCUGCCAAGCUCCAGGACCUGCACCCAACCGGCGGGCACCUGACGCCCUGCUUCAGCCCCAGUCCCGCUCCCAUCCUCAACAUCAAUUCGGCCAGCUUCUCCCAGGGCCUGGAGCUCAUGGGCGGCUUCAGCGUCCCCAAGGAGGGCAGGAUGUACCCCAAGCUCUCAGGCCUGCACCGCAGCAUGGAGUCCCUGCAGAUGCCCAUGAGCCUGCCCAGUGCCUUUUCGGGGGGCAGCACCGCCGCCCCCACCCCUGCUGCUGUCCCCCCUGCCAGCGCAGAGGAGGAGGAGGAGGAGGCGGGUGAGCUGGGCUGGAGCGGCAGCCCCCGGCUCGCACAUCUGGACAGCUCCAACCGCGACAGGAACACGCUGCCCAAGAAAGGGCUGAGGUACCAGCUCCACUCCCAGGAGGAGGCCAAGGAGCGGCGCCACUCGCACACCAUCGGCGGGCUCCCCGAGUCGGACGACCAGACGGAGCUGCCCUCGCCCCCUGCCCUGCCCAUGGCGCUGGUGGGGAAGGGCCCGCUCACCAGCAUCGUGAGCCCCACUGCCGCCACCGCCCCGCGGAUCACCCGCUCCAACAGCAUCCCCACCCACGACUCCACCUUUGAGUUGUACAGCACCUCCCAGAUGGGCAGCACCCUCUCCCUGGCAGACAAACCCAAGGGCAUGAUCCGCUCGGGCUCUUUCCGGGACCCUGUGGAUGACGUUCACGGAUCGGUGCUGUCCCUGGCCUCCAGCGCGUCCUCCACCUACUCCUCCGCUGAGGAGAAGAUGCAGUCUGAGCAAAUCCGCAAGCUGCGCCGCGAGCUGGAGUCCUCGCAGGAGAAGGUGGCCACCCUGACGUCCCAGCUGUCUGCUAACGCCAACCUGGUGGCGGCUUUCGAGCAGAGCCUGGUGAGCAUGACAUCCCGCCUGCGGCACCUGGCCGAGACCGCCGAGGAGAAGGACACGGAGCUGUUGGACCUGCGGGAGACCAUCGACUUCCUGAAGAAGAAGAACUCGGAGGCCCAAGCCGUGAUCCAGGGCGCUCUGAAUGGCACCGAAGUUGCGCCCAAAGAGCUGCGCAUCAAGCGGCAGAACUCCUCCGACAGCAUCUCCAGCCUCAACAGCAUCACCAGCCACUCCAGCAUCGGCAGCAGCAAGGACGCGGACGCCAAGAAGAAGAAGAAGAAGAGCUGGGUGUAUGAGCUGCGAAGCUCCUUCAACAAGGCCUUCAGCAUCAAGAAGGGGCCCAAGUCGGCCUCGUCCUACUCGGACAUCGAGGAGAUUGCCACGCCGGACUCGUCUGCCCCGUCCUCCCCCAAGCUGCAGCAUGGCUCCACGGAGACUGCCUCGCCCUCCAUCAAGUCCUCCACAUCCUCCUCCGUGGGCAUCGACACAGCUGAGUAUGUGGGGCAGGGAAGGUUGGGUGCGGGGUCUCGGGGUGCCUGCCCCAGCCCUGAACAUGCCGCGGUCUAUCCCCGGCACAGGCUCUUCCAGGCCCACAGCGAGGGCGAGCCGGAGAAGAAGGAGGUGUCGGAGCUGCGGUCAGAGCUGUGGGAGAAGGAGAUGAAGCUGACGGACAUCCGCUUGGAGGCCCUCAACUCGGCCCACCAGCUGGAGCAGCUGCGGGAGACCAUGCACAACAUGCAGCUGGAGGUGGAUCUCCUGAAGGCUGAGAACGACCGGCUCAAAGUGGCUCCGGGGCCCUCGGCAGUGCCGGGAUCCCUUCCCGGCCACGUCACGAGCACUUCGGCCUCCUCUUCGCCGCGGCGCUCGCUGGGCCUCUCCCUCGGCCAUGCCUUCAGCCCCAGCCUGGCGGACACAGAUGUGUCCCCCAUGGACGCCGUCAGCGCCGGAACCCAGAAGGACGAGCUGACGCUGAGGAUCGUGGUGCGCAUGCCGCCCCAGCACAUCAUCAAGGGGGACCUCAAGCAACAGGAGUUUUUCCUGGGCUGGACCAAGGUGAGUGGGAAGGUGGACUGGAAGAUGCUGGAUGAGGCUGUCUGCCAGGUCUUCAAGGAUUACAUCACCAAGAUGGAUCCUGCCUCCACGCUGGGGCUCAGCACCGAGUCCGUCUAUGGCUACAGCAUCAGCCACAUCAAGCGGGUCCUGGACACGGAGCCGCCGGAGCUGCCGCUGUGCCGCCGGGGCAUGACCAGCAUCGUGGUGACGCUCAAAGGCUUGAAGGAGAAGUGCGUGGACAGCCUGGUGUUCGAGACGCUCAUCCCCAAGCCCAUGAUGCAGCAUUACAUCAGCCUCCUGCUGAAGCACCGGCGGCUCAUCCUCUCGGGACCCAGCGGCACGGGCAAGACUUACCUGACCAACCGCCUGGCCGAGUACCUGGUGGAGCGCUCGGGCCGGGACGUCACCGAGGGCAUCGUCAGCACCUUCAACAUGCACCAGCAGUCCUGCAAGGACCUGCAGCUGUACCUCUCCAACCUGGCCAACCAGAUCGACCGGGAGACGGGCACGGCGGACGUGCCGCUGGUGAUCCUCCUGGACGACCUCAGCGAGGCGGGCUCCAUCAGCGAGCUCGUCAACGGCGCGCUCACCUGCAAGUACCACAAAUGCCCCUACAUCAUUGGGACCACCAACCAGCCCGUGAAGAUGACUCCGAACCACGGCCUCCACCUCAGCUUUAGGAUGCUGACCUUCUCCAACAACGUGGAGCCAGCCAACGGCUUCCUGGUGCGCUACCUGCGGCGGAAGCUGCUGGAGUCGGACACGGACGUCAACGCCAACAAGGAGGAGCUGCUGCGCGUGCUGGACUGGGUGCCCAAGCUCUGGUACCACUUGCACACCUUCCUGGAGAAACACAGCACCUCCGACUUCCUCAUCGGUCCCUGCUUCUUCCUGUCCUGCCCCAUUGGAAUUGAGGAUUUCCGGACUUGGUUCAUCGACCUGUGGAAUAACUCCAUCAUCCCCUACCUGCAGGAGGGAGCGAAAGAUGGGCUCAAGGUCCACGGGCAGAAGGCGGCCUGGGAGGACCCCGUGGAGUGGGUGCGGGACACCCUGCCCUGGCCGUCAGCGCAGCAGGACCAGUCCAAGCUGUACCACCUGCCCCCGCCCACCAUCGGGCCCCACAGCACCGUGUCCCCUCCCGAGGAGCGCACCGUCAAGGACACGACGCCUAGCUCCCUGGACGCGGACCCCCUGAUGGCCAUGCUGCUGAAGCUCCAGGAAGCCGCCAACUACAUCGAGUCUCCGGACCGCGAGACCAUGGUGGAUCCCGACCUGCAGUCGACUCUGUGAAGCCACGGACAUGCCGGCCCAGGCGCAGGGGAGCCGCCGCCAGCCGCCGGGCUGCUCUCCUUCUCCUCCGGUAGCCUGGAGCGCGGGGCUGGGGCUGGCGAGCGAGCAGAGAGGACUGGGGCUCCGCGCGUCCUUCGCGGAGCGUGGGGAAGCUCGGCUCACCCGCGGCAGAGCGCGAGGUGCCCUUUCCCCUCCCCACGCCGGGGGUAGGAGAAUCCUGGUUUCUCUUCUUGGUUUUUCUGUCUGUUGCAAACGCUCGGGCUUCGGGGCCGGGCUGACCGCUGGGACCAAGCCCCCGCUCCGUGGAGCCGCAGGAAGGCCCCUGCGUGGGGCAGGGACCCCGUGGGAGCCACUUGGGCCGGAGCUGGGGCGCGUCCCUCUGUCCGGCCAGGUCCCUCUGUCCGGCUAGCGCGUGGCCGAGGGCAGGCGCCGAGGGACCGCUGCCGGGGGGAAGCGCCCGCCUCGCUCCCAGCGAGGAGCAGCGCGGCUCCCCCGCUACCUUUGUACGUUCCCUGUUUAACCUGCAUGGCAGCCGCUGCGACCAGGACAGCCCAAUAAACCCUGCUUUGGUUAUUUUAUUUUAUUGCCCCCCCGCCCCCUUCCUUCCCUUUUCUUUGGCCGAGUCCAGACUUUGCUUUGGUCCCUUUUUUGUUCUCGUUCUUCUUUCCCCCCCCCCGCCCGUGGCCCCGUGCCCCUCACUUCCCCGCGAGCAGCUCCCCUUCCUUUUGCUUUCCUUUGCAGCCGUCGGUUCCACCACUCCAACCACCUCCGUUACAAAACUGGUGCUCACUGGACAACCUCCAGUCCCUGAAUCCACCUCCUGCAGCCUUGCAGCUGGGCUGGGACGGGACCUGGCAGCCGGUGGCAGGGGGAUGCUCCCGGAGCACCCCCUUGCCUGGCAGCCCCCCUCCCCAAAAGCACAAGGCAGAGUCUGGCCCUCGGGACGAGCUGUCCCACCC
Molecule: messenger RNA, 6720 nt
Organism: Oxyura jamaicensis (ruddy duck)
Lineage: Eukaryota; Metazoa; Chordata; Aves; Anseriformes; Anatidae
Gene: NAV1
Product: neuron navigator 1
Exons: 29
Coding region: 107-5761 (1884 amino acids)
Biological process (GO): nervous system development; neurogenesis; microtubule bundle formation
Cellular component (GO): axon initial segment; microtubule cytoskeleton
Molecular function (GO): ATP hydrolysis activity
Source: RefSeq, a predicted model, not a curated record